AUGAGUUCAUUGUAUUAUGCGAAUGCUUUGUUUUCCAAAUAUCAAGCUGCAAAUUCGGUUUUCCCAACCGGAGUAUUUCCAGAGCAAACUUCUUGCGCGUUUGCGCCCAGUUCUCAGCGAACCAGCGGCUAUGGCUCGGGGUCCGGUGGCACUGCCUUCUCCUCAGUGUCGGGGGUGUACAGCAGCGGUGGGAACAUGCACCCCCAGAACCAGAGCAUGUACCCCGCCGGUUAUGGCCUCAAUGCCGGGUCUUUCAACAUGCACUGCUCACCCUUUGAUCAGAACAUGUCCAUGAUGUGCACCGGAGACCCAUCCAAGCAGUCAAUUUGUGGCAAAGCUGAGCACGGGGACUGCGAUCAGCAGAAUGAGGGCAACUUCCGGAUCUACCCUUGGAUGAGAAGUACAGGUGUUGACAGAAAGCGCGGCCGACAGACCUAUACGCGCUUCCAAACUCUGGAGCUUGAGAAGGAGUUCCACUUUAAUCGCUACUUGACCAGACGGAGACGCAUCGAAAUCGCUCACGCACUCAACCUCUCCGAGCGCCAGAUCAAAAUUUGGUUCCAGAAUAGGCGCAUGAAAUGGAAGAAAGAGAAUAAGAUCACAGACCAGGGCUCUCCUAAUGAAGAUAAACCUGGUGGAGAUGAAGAGGAAGAGGAUGAAGAGUAGCGAAGGUGUCUCCUUAUCGUAGGAAAAUAGAAAAUUGAAUAGUAGACUGAUACUCGCCCGCCGCAUUUUGUACGACACUGAGCAUAAUACUACCUACAAUGGUAAUUUUGUAAAGUUAGGGAUUGAUACUAAAUCUGCCUAUGAAAUUAUCUUUUUAAUAAAUCAAUAAAUCUAUAGUUAAUUUGUUUUCGUAUGUUGUGAUAGUAGUUGUUGCUUGUGUCCUACUUUCUAAAUUGAAAUUGUCAUGUGUCCGGACCUAUCAGUCUAAUUCGAAAAGGGAUCGUAUGGACAACUACAUAUUCUAAUGUACAUAAAUGUGUUCUGUGCUUGUCGAUUUUGUAACUUUUGCGUGCUAGUGUAUCUUCUUUGUUUUCUCUUAUAAUAGUACAUUUUCUGGUAUUUUUUGUUUGCAUAGCCUAUUUUGUGUACA
Molecule: messenger RNA, 1096 nt
Organism: Conger conger (European conger)
Lineage: Eukaryota; Metazoa; Chordata; Actinopteri; Anguilliformes; Congridae
Product: homeobox protein Hox-B7-A-like
Exons: 2
Coding region: 1-666 (221 amino acids)
Biological process (GO): anterior/posterior pattern specification; regulation of transcription by RNA polymerase II
Cellular component (GO): nucleus
Molecular function (GO): DNA-binding transcription factor activity, RNA polymerase II-specific; RNA polymerase II cis-regulatory region sequence-specific DNA binding
Source: RefSeq, a predicted model, not a curated record